Messenger RNA from Malassezia sympodialis ATCC 42132, 1431 nucleotides. RefSeq lists its product as uncharacterized. The record is from RefSeq and is a predicted model, not a curated record. NCBI's taxonomy places the organism in Eukaryota, Fungi, Basidiomycota, Malasseziomycetes, Malasseziales, Malasseziaceae.
AUGGUGCGCGCUCUCUGUUCGUGGGUAUUUGUCGCGACUCUCCUGGCACUCUGCCUUGGACAGGCAGAUGCCAAGAGCUCUCCUCGUAUUAUCGCUCGCGAUGGCAAGUCGUCGAAGACAGUUGACGUUUCGUCGAAGGAAGACCAAUCCAGCAAGUCGGCGAUGAAAGAGGGUGAGGAACACGGCAAACUUUCGAUGCCUGAUGGUGCGCGUAUGCGCACGCUUCGUGUUGGCUCCUCCAACUCUCAUAUUGCUGCUUACUGGAGCAGCGAUGAGAACCAAUCGAAGGCAGAACAUGCUUUUGUUAUGAUCCAUGGCCGUCUGCGUGAUGGCGACCGGUACUGGAAGAUCAUGAACGACGCUUACAAUUCGGCUUUGAAUGAUAACUACCCCGGUGUGAAGAAGAACAGUGUAAUUGUGGCUCCUCAGUUCUUUUCUGAGAAGCUGAACAAGGGCCAGUACAGCUCCAACACGCUCGCCUGGGACGACGUGAACGCUUGGCAGUCGGGAAUGGUGGCCACUCAUCCCUCUGGCACAGACGUGACGUCGCUAGACGCGCUGGACACUAUUGUCGAACAUUUUGCGGACCAGUCAAAGUACCCGAACUUGAAGAAUCUGACGCUCGUGGGCCAUGGUGGCGGUGGUCAGCUGAUGAACCGCUAUGCCACGAUUGGUAAGGAUCCCAGCAACAGCAACAUUUACGUCCGCUACAUUGUAGGCGACCCAAGCAGCUCGGCGUACUAUACUCACCACCGUCCUGUGACAGACAAGUCGAUUGCCGAGAAGUCCAGCUGCCCUCAGUACGAUGACUGGCGCUAUGGCUUUACUGGGUUUGAGGGUACCCGCAGCGGAAAGAAGUCUCCUCAAGACUACUUCGGCCAAUACAUCAACCGCGAUGUGGUGAACAUUGUCGGCUACAAAGACACGGCCAACAGCGGUGACCAGAAGUGCAUGGCGCUUCUUCAGGGUGGCCAGAAGCGUCGUGACCGCAACCUGAGCUGGUGGCGCUACAUCAAUAUGCUCGCGAGGACAAACGAGAACCUACAUGGCUUCCCUGGUAACUUCAGUGACCUGCCGGACUGGUCGUCGAAGUCCAACGGUAUCAUCUACACGCGUCUCUGCGUUGUGGAGGACGCUACGCAUGAUGCUGCGAAGGUGUUCGGUGGGUCGGAAGGUCGUUCAGCGCUCUUCCACCACUACAACGUCGAGAUGGGCUGGCGUCCAAAUGGCUGGCACUACAAGGCCCCUAAGCAAAAGACUGCGCGCUCGAAUGUGGCCAACGUGACUUCGAGCUCGUCCACUGAGUCGACGGCUUCGUCAACGAGCAACGUCAGCCCUCCUCGUCUUGCUCAGAGCGACGCCACUGCGUCGUUUAAGCCUGUUGGCAUUGCCGUCCUUGCCGGUCUCUUGUGCCUGGUCUUUGUUAUGUAA